Colletotrichum truncatum is the source of this 237-nucleotide messenger RNA. The record is from RefSeq and is a predicted model, not a curated record. Lineage: Eukaryota; Fungi; Ascomycota; Sordariomycetes; Glomerellales; Glomerellaceae.
AUGUACGCACAUACACAUACACCACCCUUGCCGUCUCGCAGCGAACAGCAGCCGCCGCCGCCGCCACCACCACUCAUUACAGUUGUCGUCGUCCUCCGUUCGCCGAAUGUCUUCUUGGCUUGCCUCUCCGGCCGCACAGAUCGCCAAGUCAACAUGGCAACUCAAGUCAACGGGCCGUUUGGGAGUGUUCUCGCGACACGACGAGACUGCGAGACCCUCGUCAACUCUUUAGGAUAG